Candida dubliniensis CD36 is the source of this 1632-nucleotide messenger RNA. RefSeq names its product Hpc2p (gene HPC2). NCBI's taxonomy places the organism in Eukaryota, Fungi, Ascomycota, Pichiomycetes, Serinales, Debaryomycetaceae. The transcript has a single exon. The record is from RefSeq and is a predicted model, not a curated record. Bases 1 to 1632 code for a protein of 543 amino acids.
AUGGCUUCUGGUAAGAAUAACAUUUCCAUAUCAUCUUUAUUAGAUUCAAGUUCUACGCCUUCAUCACAACUUCCCGGGCAAGCACAGAAACUGACAUCAUCAUCAACGUCGUCAAAGAAUACUGUUCAUAAUGAUCGAAAAGCAAUACCCAUUCUGGAAAUGGUUUCCAAAUUUCAAACAUCCUUUAAUGCUGGACCCGUGGAGAGUGAAGUGAUAGUAAUCGAUGAUUCUCAAGAGUCUACAUCUUCUGGAGAAGCAGAGUUAGGUUCAUUGCAAAUACCUAAACCAGAACCAAAAUCAAAACCAGUUUCGAAGCGAGUUUCACCACCUGCAACCAAAUCAACAACAUCUUCAAAACAGUACAAGGCAAUCAAACCAAAUAUUCAAAAGGGGAAUACUCCGCCAACGAAAACUACUAUUUCAAUUGACCAGGUUAAAAAAUUUCAAACCAAUUUUCAUUUGAACCCCAUCACGAAUCAAACUUCACCAAGCAAAACAUCAAUCACAUCUAUUAUUAAUAUUGAUGAUGAACCAAUACCUGGACCUGUGCCCACACCAAUUUCAGAAAACAAUAAUUCUGGUAACUCCAAUGCGAGCACAUCCAAAAGAAAGAGAGCAAAUAUUAAAUUGUUUGAUCCCAAAAAACGUCAAGCUGUAUCUUCCUCCACGACAGCAACAACUACAGCGACUACCAAAAAGAAAAGUCCUGAAAAACAGGAUAAUUCUGCUAGUCAAGUAAAAAUUGCCCAGAAACCUUCUUCGAUUACAUCGGCUGGUCUACAAAAGUCACCUUCGCUAGACAAAAAGGCAGAUAAAACUGCUUCGAAGCAGCUGUCAAACUUAGGUGCCAUAACUGAUAAAAACGAUUCUCCAGCUGCUGUUAAACUAUCUGCACCAACAGUAAUAGAUUUAUUGAAUAAUGAUUCCGAACCAGAAACGUCUAAAACCGAUGACAAGCAGACUGCACAAAGAAAUAACAAGGACAAAAAAAUAGAAGGCACUAAAGAAACAAAGCAAGAGGACACUCCAGUUUCCAAGAAAGAAGAAAGACCAACACUAAAAGAAAAGGAGAAGGAGAAGGAGAAGGAGAAACCAGAACCACCGAUAAUUGCAUUAAAUAUUCCAUUAUUGAAUCCUAAAGACCCACAACCUGGUAAAGCUGAAGUGAUAGUGAAUGUUCUCAAGCUUGCUGAAGAAAAAUAUGGAUGGGGAAUAAUGCAUCCUAAAUCAAAAUCAGCUAUUGAUGUAAUCGAUGAUAUGAUUGAUGAUGAAGACGAUGACGAUAAUGAGGACGAUGAUGACAUUAUAGAAAUCGUGGAAAACCAACCACCUCCUUCACCUUUACCAUCUCAACAAACACAACAAUCAAAGCUGGCUUCAGGGGUCAAUGGAAGUAGUGGGGUGUCACUGAAUCAACAACAGAAAGGGAAAGAAUUAACUGAAGAACAAUUAUACCGUCAACAUGAAGUGAAAAUGAUUAGAAAAGUUGGAAAAUACGAUUUUGAGGAUCCGUUUAUUGAUGACCAAGAGUUACAAAUGGAAGAGGAAAUAUCAUCAACGAAAGAAGGAUUCUUUGUUUAUUGGGGACCAUUAGUAGACGAUAGGAAUUCCAACAAGAAAAAGAAAAGGUAG